Molecule: messenger RNA, 930 nt
Organism: Adelges cooleyi (spruce gall adelgid)
Lineage: Eukaryota; Metazoa; Arthropoda; Insecta; Hemiptera; Adelgidae
Product: cx9C motif-containing protein 4
Exons: 4
Coding region: 283-486 (67 amino acids)
Cellular component (GO): mitochondrial intermembrane space
Source: RefSeq, a predicted model, not a curated record
UUAUAUACGUUUUUGGCACAGACUAUAUGAAAUAGUAAUUUUCAUCUAUAUAAUCUGUGUUUUUGGUAAGAUCCGUUGUCGGGCGUAUUUACGUAUAUUAUAAUCUAUGACGACGGUCAAUGGUAAAUUGUGAUUUUUAUUACAUUACCCGUUGUAUCUAUAAAAAUUGUCGAUACUGAUUUCGAUAUUAUCAUUUUGAUACUCGGUGUUGGAUACUUGGAUACAAGAGGCCACACUACAUUUUUAGUUUCUAAUUUCUCUCACGGCCAGUGUUUUAUAUUCAUGCCUAAACCAGACCCUUGUAAAUCUUUGGCUUGCGCGAUUCAAAAGUGCUUGUCUGAGAACGAUUUUCAAGAAUCUCGCUGUACCAAACAAAUACAAAAUCUUCGAGAGUGUUGUAAAACGUUCUAUAAUGUUUCACUUGUAUGCUCAGGCAUGAAACCUGCUUCUACUAUUGAUGAUGAAAAAAAAACAGUUCUCAAGUAAUAUGUCAAACCAAUACCGGCAAGCACAAAAAAACAGCUUUCAAAAAUUCACAGAAAGAAAAUUAUUGAAAGAACUGCCUUUUUACAGAAGACAUCCAAGAGUAUUGUGAUUAUUGGAAGUACACUGCGCAUCUUGAUUUUGUUUAGUAGAGGAUUGUAUGAUAUUUUCAGACCUAACACUUCAACGACAGUUAGUCAAGAAAAUCAAUAUCACUUACGUUUACAAGAAACUUUCUAAAAAGAAUAUUUAUGACUAUGAUGCUAAGGGGAGCACUACAGACCCACUCAGCUACUCGUUUGAGUAUUCUCAAGAAUACUCUGAUUUCAGAAACAACUCAACAUUUUAAAUAAUUUAUUUUUUGAAAAUUUUAAGUAUAGAAAAUUGGAAUGUGAAACAUUUUUUUGUUUAAAAAUUAAAUAUUUUCUUAAUGGCAUAUACCAAAGU